This is a messenger RNA of Orbilia oligospora ATCC 24927, 981 nucleotides long. RefSeq lists its product as uncharacterized. The transcript is spliced from 4 exons. Bases 1 to 981 code for a protein of 326 amino acids. The record is from RefSeq and is a predicted model, not a curated record. Gene Ontology annotation, molecular function: oxidoreductase activity. NCBI's taxonomy places the organism in Eukaryota, Fungi, Ascomycota, Orbiliomycetes, Orbiliales, Orbiliaceae.
AUGGCUUCGAACGAGCUAGCCAGCGAAGAGGGUGUCCCCGGCACGAUAUGGUACCUUUCUCGUCUCGAGCUCUAUCGGAAGCAGAAACCUUUCAUGGUGACUUUCGAUACUUCCACUUUCGAGGGAUCCAAAAAGACAAAUCAUUUGUAUGAAUCGUACCCAACCCGCAUCGUCGAUAUGCGCGCAGAUAUGGGCCAAUACAAGCUCAACUUGCAUGGUUUUGAAGUUUGCCAUUGGGACACCCCCCUUGUCUCGAACGAUUUCGACGAUGAGAAUAUUCUACGGGAAAAGUACUAUCCAGAGAUCGCUUCACAACUUCAGAAGCAUCUUGCUGGGGUAUCGACUGUACACGUAUUUCAACACCUUCGCCGAAAGACACCCAAAGGCUUUAUGGAAGCUCUCGAAAAGGAACCCGACUAUCAUCAACCGAUAAUUUAUGCCCAUGCAGGUAACCCCACCCUUGUCCCCCACACUUCUCUCUCAAACAAAUUCUCCCGAGAUAUCGACCGGAAUCUCAAAGAGCCUCAUUUUCUCAACAUUUCGGGUGCUUAUCACAUUAACGCAAGCUCAGACUUUAGUACCCGUGGCGCCGAAGUGCAAAUCGAAAGCUUUUUUAGGGAAAACGAACACCUAAGAGGGCGCAGGUGGGAGAUCAUCAAUGCUUGGCGUGUGACCAAAGGCCCGAACAAUGAUUGGCCUCUUGCUGUCUGUGACGCUCGGACGGUGAGUCGUGAAGAUGUGGAACAAAAUGAUGUUAUCCACAGAACCCACGUUGGAGAAAGCCUUCGGCUCUAUCACAAUCCCAAACACAAAUGGCAUUUUCUAAGUAGCCAGGAAGUAACCGAAGUUGUACUUUUUCGAAAUGCGAGUUCCAAGGAACUACAACUUCCCGUGGGAUUCCACUCAGCAGUGACAUUAGGCCCCCAGAAAUUCACGGAUCUGCGUGAGAGCAUCGAGAUUCGAAUGCUUUGCAUUUUCUAG